Molecule: messenger RNA, 694 nt
Organism: Caenorhabditis elegans
Lineage: Eukaryota; Metazoa; Nematoda; Chromadorea; Rhabditida; Rhabditidae
Gene: C06E1.1
Product: HVA22/TB2/DP1 family protein
Exons: 3
Coding region: 13-498 (161 amino acids)
Source: RefSeq, marked reviewed
AGAUAUUCAAAAAUGGCGACAAUUAUUGCAAAAAUCGAGUCAAAAAUCAACGAGUAUUUGAAAGCAAGAAACAAGGAAGACUGGAAAGAAAAGACUUUCACUCAAGCUGAAAAGUUUUCUGGAAUUCCAAGAGAAAGAAUCGUCUCAAUGGCAUUCCUGAUGCUUUCCAUCUACGUUCUUCUCGGCAACUUCCUCCCACUCUUCUCUCAUAUCAUUUGCAUCUUCUGGCCAGUCAAAGAGAGCUUCAUGAUCCUCCGCCAACAGAAGAAUCCAUCAGACAACAUUCUCCUCUAUUGGAUUCUCUAUGCAAUGGUUUCACUUUUUGACUAUUCUGCUCUUCCUGGAGUCCCAUUCUAUUACUUCGCUAAAACCGGGCUCUUCCUCUCGAUCACCACAAAUGGCUUCGAUAAACUCAAGGAAUGGUCUGAGCCAGCUCUGAAAUUCACCGAAACAUGGGUUCUGGUGACUCCACCGCCGCCUGGAGAGGAGGAAAACUGAGCUCUCUGAAUUUAUGGAAAUUUACGGAACUGACACUUUGACACGCACGGGAUUUUUUUUUGAACAUGUUUUUUUUUAAACUGAUAUAAUUUAUUUAUCACCCAGCCAAAUUUACACCGAAUUGUAUUGCUAUCACAAGUGUAAAGAAAUCAUUGGUUUGUAAAUCGAAUUCUCAAUAAACUCCUCGUUUCUUUCU